This is a messenger RNA of Penicillium cosmopolitanum, 3414 nucleotides long. RefSeq lists its product as uncharacterized. The record is from RefSeq and is a predicted model, not a curated record. Gene Ontology annotation, cellular component: cytoplasm. The transcript has 3 exons. NCBI's taxonomy places the organism in Eukaryota, Fungi, Ascomycota, Eurotiomycetes, Eurotiales, Aspergillaceae. Bases 1 to 3414 code for a protein of 1137 amino acids. Gene Ontology annotation, biological process: chromatin remodeling.
AUGGAAACCCAACGGCAAGAAACCUUUAAACAGCUACGCCCACCAUGUGUGGAGCUAAGCUCAAUAGGACUCAGCUUUCGAGGUAAUCAAGCCUCGGCUCAAGAUGUCAUUCGAGCUGUGCAGCCACUCCACGAUGUAUUGGAACUGCUUGCGGGGAAGAAUGCACUGGACGAGAAGCUUGCCGAAUACGCCUUCUUCCCACUCACCCAUAUCUUCAAUCAAACACAACGGCUCCCCGCAAGAUGUCUCGAAAUUGCAGUUCACUCUCUUCAGAUACUCGUCGACAGUGGAUAUCGGAAACAAUUGUCGCCGGCUUUGGGAAAACAAUUGAUUAUACUUUUGACGCUAGUCGUGGCCGGGUCUCCGAAUAAGGUUGAAGGGAAACAGGAUCUACCCAAAGCACAGGCAUCCGAAGAGCUUGCCAUUGCUGGGUUUGACUGCAUGCGAUCCAUAUUCAAUGUGCUCGAGGGUCCCGUCGCCGAAAAGACCAUCUUUCAUGAAAUCGGAACGGCCACCGUUGUUGAUCAAUCGGUCUAUAUGUUGUUAGAGGGAUUGGUCGAUGAACGAUCAGACGAUGUGUGUCUCGCUGCUGCAAAGGCCUUGAAUGCCCUUUAUGCCCGUAUCACAGACCGGGUGGUCCUUGCAAGCAUUAUGCCACGCACUGUUUCCGCUUUGGCGAAGGUUGUGAGGCCGACAACACAAGCCCGACGAUCUUAUAAACUAUUGGAAGUUUCCAUUCAGAUUCUCAACUACCUACUAAAGUCUGUCCUCAACGAUCGCGUUGCCAUUGCGGAGGAACCUCGCCCUUCUCUCACCAAAGAAGAUGGCCUGGUCUUGGAUGACUCUUGGCUGAAAGCGACGACGACCCAGAUCAAGCUGGCAUUAGCAAACAUUAUUCAGAUAAGGCGCCACCAGCGGUUAGAGGUUCAAACAGCAAUGCUGGAUCUCUGUGUCAUGAUCAUUGAAGACUGCCCUGAAACAUUGAAAGACUCUCUUCAGAUCAUGAUCGAGACGGCUGUGGUUCUUGCAGAUAAAGAAGAAGAGGGAUCUAAUCAUGCGUAUAACACGGUCUAUCAUCUGGCGACAUCAUACCCAGUCGUUUUGGAGACUUUGAAGGAGUCACUGCAUACGUGGCUUACGUCCUUUCCACGAAUCAUGCAAAGCAACGACGAGUCGGCUAAACAAUGGGGCAUCAGACAAAUUUCGACUGUCUUCCAAAUUCUGUCCCAAGUUCAAUCGCAAUCGGACUUGCUGACGGCGAGUCUGGCCACUGGACUUUGUGACAGCGUGAGCGCUGUCGUUAAAAAAGACACUACCGCUCUCCAGCCUUUGACAUCGGCCAAUGUCGGAAAUAUGAACUCAGAAAUACUCGGGUCGGAUGCCGAGUCUAUGGUGUUCCCACCGGUGUUAUUGGAGCACCGCAGUCAACAAGCAACCCUAAAGGAUCUACGCGCUUUGAUGACAAGAUUAAAUCUUUCUGAAUCUGGUAAUGAAAUUACGCGUUCCAUCGUCAACCGCCUGCAUUCUAGUGCUGAAAACACUAUAAUUGCCCCAUUCUGGCUUGCUCUAACUUCUCUCCGGGCUCAAAAACACCAUGCAAGUGCAUUCGAUGACUUUAUCUCUGAUGAUCAAUUGGAAAACUCCCUUGCGGGCCCCAAUCGUGCGGGCAUGGUUGAGGAGCUCUACUUUGUUGCUUUGUCAAUCCUCAACGACAUACCCGCCGAUGGCUCCGGUGACUGGCGAACAUCUGCACUCGCGCUAGAAGCAGUGGCUCUUCAAGCACAGCAGCUUGGAGAAGACUUCCGACCGGAACUUAUAGAUGCGCUUUAUCCAACACUGCAACUUCUUGCGUCCAAUAAUCCCAACUUGCAACGCCACGCCAUGACAUGUUUAAAAAUCUUGACAACCGCUUGCAACUACCAGAAUACCGGCUCUAUGAUCAUCGAGAAUGUCGACUAUUUGGUGAACUCGGUUCUUUUUAUGAUGGUCAAAUUGUGUGGUGCGCCCCUUAUCCCAUACUUGGAUGAUUUGGUUGAUUCCGUUUUUGGGAUCUUGGAUAUGUAUCAUGGCUAUCCGAAGCUGGUCGAAAUGAUGUUCAAGACCCUGGCGGCUAUAGUCCAAGAAGGAUCCAAGAAGCCAUCCCUUCUGACAAUAGACGACGGUCGACAGGAUGGUUCAUUUGACUCUCGCAAGGUCCAGCAUCAGCACCUUUCAGUUGCCACUCUUGUCGCGGAUAUUGUGAGGCGAAGAGAAAAGCUUUCAAAUGUUGUGAAUGAGGACGUGGAAGCUGAUGACAAUAUUUCGCAUCCGAAGAAGCCAUGGUCAGAGACGUAUGACAAGCCCGAGCCCGAGCCAGAGACCAUCGAAGAGCUUCUCAACAAGGCCGAAUCUGACGAGCCACUUCCACCGCCUAAAGAACCAGAAGACACCGAAAAGCCGUUGAGCAAAACCCAUUCUCUUCUUCUACAUAUCGUGAAAUCCAUCCCAACCCAUCUAUCUUCCCCAUCACCCUAUCUCCGACGCUCCCUCCUUACUAUCCUCAUCGAUGUUCUCCCAACCCUCUCGCAAAACGAAAAUAGCUUCCUCCCUCUGGUCAACGAUCUCUGGACCUCGGUAGCAUCAAGAGUGAUCUUUCCCUCGUCGCUGGGAAGUGAUUCGUCUUCAAAUUCGCUCAUUGCCCGGUCAUCUACCGGAGAUAGCUCGUCAACACCUGACACUCAUGCAUUCCAAGAGGAAACUUUCGUCAUAACUACAGCUUGCCAGGCUAUGGAAGCGAUGUGUAAGGGAGCUGGUGACUUCAUGGGCUCACGAAUCGAAACCGAAUUUCCCCGCUGGGAACGGCUAUACAAUACUGUCUGGGCCAAGGUGCGCCAAGAUUCCGAGAACGUUAAUGAGCGACGUGCACAGCAGCAGAAAGGCAAGCUUGAUACCCAGCUGACUGCCCAAACAACCGAGUCCAGUCUUUCCAUCGCAUCGUCACUGGCUCUUUCUUCAACCGCAUCCGGGUCCUCCGGAUCAAGGGCAUUUACGCCUCACCAUGCUCUCUGGCGCGCGUUGAUAUCCUUAUUCCUCACCGUCCUGUCUCAUGUGCGUUUACAACCCGAAGUCGGUGAUCGUAUCUGUGGAAUGCUUGGCUCUUGGAUUGCACUAUAUGUUGGACCCGAGUACUAUUUCCUCCCAUCCAGGAGAGAUACUGCCCACUCGGAAGAUACUUCCAAGCAGAGUAUUCUCCAGUCUGUUGAGACUGCGAUUCAAGCUAUGGAGACUUGGAACGCGGACCUCACUUGGUUUAUCUUUGUUGGCCAACUCAAUCGAGUGCCAGCGAACUCUGUCCCCGUGCAAAGAACGCCUGGACCUAGUAUGUUUGCAGAAUUUCGUGGAGAGAAAAUGCAGUUUGCAGCUGUUGUCUUCUAG